AUGGAGUGCGAUAUAUGCAUGCGAGACUUCGGGGGCAGGCGACAACCUCUCUGUGUUUCCUGCGCUCAUGCGAAACUCUACGGGCCUCGAGUGCAGCAGGCUGGCGCUCUCCUCGAGCGAGAACAUUCACACCGACACGCCGAUGCAGUGAUCCGACCUGGAAAUGAUGGCGUGUUGGCUGCACUGCCGGAGGAUGUUGACUUUGACGCUAUCACUGCGGGUAUGAAGAAACACAGUCACGAUCGAGCCCAAGCCGAGCGCCAGUCGACCGAGAAUCGAGUCAACGCCAUCGUGAACAAAGCCGAGGAGUUGAAGAGCGAGAUGCAGGCUUACAAGAGCAAGACUGAGAUGCAAAAGGAGGACCUCGAACGUCGUCGCAAAGUCCUUGCAACUGAACGUCAAGAGCACGAGAAGCAGAAGCCCAGGACCAUAGAGCCUGUCCAGACUGUGACCAGCAAGACUUCGCAAAGAUUGGAGAGAACACACAACCGGAUCGUGGACUGCAGAGUUCUCCUGUGUCGCGAAGCAGCAACCUCGAGCAACCUCCAGCGUCGGAAGGGCGCCAAGGGCAGAUCCGAAUAUACCUUGGGUGGGCUCGUUGUCCCUGACUUGAGGGAACUCAACAUCAGAACUCAGCCCUCCAACAAGGCUGCGUCUGUUGGUGGUAGAACAGUCGCAGAACCCCACGACUUGGUCUCUGAAGCACUCGACAACGUGGCCCGUCUUGUCAAUCUGACGGCUCACUACCUUUCGGUGCGACUGCCUGCAGAAAUCAUUCUCCCACACGAGGACUUUCCCCGCGCAGUGAUCAUGACAGAGAAGUCGUCAUACAAGUUCAAGAAAGUGCCAUUUCCAGGCGUCUCUGGCAGUCAAUCGUCAAGUCCCGCAGCCUCGCGCAUCAUCGACCAGAAUCAGCCAAGACCUAGAAUGCUUUGGCUAGAUCGGCCGCUAUCGCAGCUGGUAAAAGAUGACCCGAAGGCGUACGGCCUCUUCGUUGAAGGUGUGACGCUUUUGGCGUGGGACAUUGCUUGGCUCUGUAAGACGCAGGGUGUUGAAAGUAUCACCACGUUUGAGGACAUUUGCUCGAUGGGCAAGAACUUGUAUCAGCUUCUUGUAUCUCCAAGUCGUAAAUCAAACCACAAGGGCGCUGAUCAAGACGAGAAAGCCAGAGAGGCACGGCUCGGUAUUUUCUCACACGGCACAGCAAGGCACAAUAUUGCCAGUUCCGAGGGUCUCGACCUUUUCAAGGAGUGGAAGAUGCCCUCCACGUCUCGGCUGGCCGAUAAACUAAGAUCAUACCUUUUGACUGAGAUAUCUGGAGCUGAAUGGGACCUAUUGGAAGAAAGAGAAUGGGACGAGGAACGAGAAGACGAGAAGCCAGUACUCGUCGGUGGGUCUAGACGACCUCAAGAAUCGAAGCAUGUUGCAAUGAGUGUUAUGACUGUCGCUCCUCGCGAAGAUGAUGACGCCUCCGAUUGGAAGCAAAAGGGCAAUAACGGCUGGAUGAAAGUUAGAGGAAGGAAUCAGGCUUCCUAA
Zasmidium cellare ATCC 36951 is the source of this 1536-nucleotide messenger RNA. RefSeq lists its product as uncharacterized. The coding region runs from base 1 to 1536 and encodes 511 amino acids. The transcript has a single exon. Gene Ontology annotation, molecular function: SNARE binding. NCBI's taxonomy places the organism in Eukaryota, Fungi, Ascomycota, Dothideomycetes, Mycosphaerellales, Mycosphaerellaceae. The record is from RefSeq and is a predicted model, not a curated record. Gene Ontology annotation, biological process: SNARE complex assembly. Gene Ontology annotation, cellular component: lytic vacuole; endosome.